Messenger RNA from Camelina sativa (false flax), 2343 nucleotides. Its product is annotated as glutathione S-transferase T3-like. NCBI's taxonomy places the organism in Eukaryota, Viridiplantae, Streptophyta, Magnoliopsida, Brassicales, Brassicaceae. The record is from RefSeq and is a predicted model, not a curated record.
GGUUUCUGGGACUAAGAUCUCUCGGUGAUGGUUGAGAAAGAGUGGAGUCUUCUCUUUGUUUGUUUUCCUAAUCUCUCCCAUAUUUACUCUCUUUUUUGAUAUAGUGAAAUAACUGUUGAUAUGGCUUUUUUAUUUUCCUCUUAGGAGUUGAAAAACCGACGACCAUCAUUGUGGCUUAUGUAAGUUAACUGAUUAACUAUGUUCAUCUCUCUUUCUUCUUUUACAUGAAUUUUGAGAUUUACCAAGUUAUACUACUAACCCUGCUUCUGAUGAUGUUUUCUCUUUCUAGUUUCAGCUGAUUUGUGCACAGGCUCUUGGAUUGCCAUUAGAGCAGCCAAAGAGUGUAAACAUGGAGAGGUUGCAAAAGGUGAAACUUCGUGGGGCUCUUUAAGCUCCUCUCGAAACCACCAGAGGUUUGCUUUUUAUUAUGAGAUUAUUCUGUUGUUCUUGUUAAGAGUACAAUGUUUUUGUUUCUGUUUAUGUGAUUUAUAUUGACUAUUUUUACAUGUUUGUGCGAGGUCAAAUGGAGAUCAUUUGGAAUGAUUAUUCAUGAAGCGGACUGCAGCGUUUUGGAUUCUCUUAUUUGAAAAGGUAUGGUACGACAGCUUUCAUAUGUUGUUGAUAGUUAUUGUUUGCGAUUGUGUGUUGGGAUGAAUUAGUGUUAGAUUAGGUAAUAGUCAAGUCAGGACAUUGAUGAUUGCUUUUUUGUUUGUUGGAGUUCUUAAAUACGAAUAGUACUUGAUUAGAGAGAUACUUGUCGAGUAGGUUGUUUUAAUGUAAUAAAUUUGUGGUUGUUGUAGUUAAUUUACAACCAUAAAUUUGAAAACCCAAAACCACUUGAGCUCAAUAUAAACCCUCCAUGUUAGCACUAACAUAAACCAUUAACUUUUUCUAUACAAACCCUUUUCUUUUAACAUCAGCUUUCACUAAAACAACCAAUGGAUCCUAGAAGCCUUAUUCGUAAUCCACAUACAUAUUUUGUUGAUCUUAUGAAUUCUCAAAAAGACUCUAACUCCCAAGAUAAUCCAAUUCUUCCAAAUACAUUCUCUUCUCAGCCUGUCCACUUUACCCAAACCCUCUCUUCUCAGCCUGUCAACUUUACCCAAACCCUCUCUUCUCAGCCUGUCAACUGUGGGCCUAGAUUCUCUUCUCAGCCGUUUCAGUUUAGGCCGGCAUCUGAAGAUGAUGAUUGUAUCGAGGUUGAGGUUGAUGAGGAUGAAGAAGACGAAGGAAGGGGAAUAAGAAAGCGGUGGACUGCAGAGGAGGAUGUUAACCUCAUAAGCGCUUGGUUAAACACAAGCAAGGAUCCAGUUGUAAGUAAUGAGCAGCGGCUACAAAGUUUCUGGAAGAGGGUUGCUGCCUACUACAAAGCUAACUAUGGGUCAUCUGUUUCAAAUGCAAGAGGGCCUACACAAUGUAAGGCUAGGUGGAGCAAGAUAAACCAUGGAGUCAAUAAGUUUGUGGGCUGUUACGCACAAGCGAGUUCAAGAAGAAAGAGUGGAGAAUCAGAAGAUGAUGUAUUGAGCAUGGCGUAUGAGCUUUACAAGAACGACAAGGGCAAGCCAUUUCUGCUAGGACAUUGCUGGAGGGAACUGAAGCAUGAUCAGAAAUGGAUCACGGAGGAGUGUAGCCAUAAGCGGACUAAACUCGCUUCAGAUGGAGCAGGAGCAUCCUCACCCGGAGAGUGCAAUGAUGGAGCUGAGAUGAGGCCUCCGGGGGUUAAAGCUUCUAAGAAAAAAGGGAAGAAACCGGCUGUGACUAUUGAUGUAGAGGAUGGUUCUGUUGGUAAGCUAGACAAGAUCAUUGCAAUGAAAGAACAAGAACAAGCGGCUAAAGAGAGACACGGCAAAAUGAGACUGCUAGACAGCCUCCUUAACAAGACUGAACUAACAAGUGCCGAACAACUUCUUAGGGACAAACUCGUUGACCAAAUGUUGACAAACACUUAGGUUUUGCGACAACAAAUUAAGGUGAUACGAGAAGGGAAACAUGUGUUGUCAAAGACAUAGAUGUGUUGUGUUUACACCCGUGGAGGGGUGUUGUUUUUAGUUGUUGUCUUGUUGUCUUGUUGUCACGGGUCUGUGAGUUGUUGUCUUGUUGUCUUGUUGUCACGGGUCUGUGAGUUGUUAACUCUUUUGUAACCCGUGGAGGGGUGUUUUGUAACACGGGUUGUGAGUUGUUGUCUUCUGUUUUGUUUUGGUUGUCUUGUGUCUUGCAAGGACAGUCACAGAUUUGUUUGUGUUGUUUUGUCUUUUGUAAGGGUUGUAUUGCCCACUUGGUACUUUGUGUUUGCUGUUAAGACUAUAUAUUCACUUCUCCUACUCUUUCAUCGUUUUACAUCAA